Messenger RNA from Penicillium griseofulvum, 1329 nucleotides. RefSeq names its product TATA-binding protein-associated factor TAF6. Gene Ontology annotation, molecular function: RNA polymerase II general transcription initiation factor activity; protein heterodimerization activity; transcription coactivator activity. The coding region runs from base 1 to 1329 and encodes 442 amino acids. The transcript is spliced from 3 exons. Gene Ontology annotation, biological process: RNA polymerase II preinitiation complex assembly; transcription initiation at RNA polymerase II promoter. Gene Ontology annotation, cellular component: SAGA complex; transcription factor TFIID complex; SLIK (SAGA-like) complex. Lineage: Eukaryota; Fungi; Ascomycota; Eurotiomycetes; Eurotiales; Aspergillaceae. The record is from RefSeq and is a predicted model, not a curated record.
AUGUCUGUCUGGAACCCCGAUAACAUCCGCGAUGUCGCCGAAUCCGUCGGUAUCCUCAACCUGAAUAAUGAUGUGACCGAGAAUCUCGCCCGGGACGUUGAAUACCGAGUUGCGCAGGUGCUCGAGGAAGCUCUGAAGUGUAUGCGACACUGUAAGCGCACAGUUCUUACUACCCAAGAUAUUGCGCUGGCUUUGCGCAACCUCGACGUGGAGCCAUUGUAUGGCUACGACUCAACUCGUCCGUUGAAGUUCGGCGAAGCCUCUCUAGGGCCUGGUCAACCACUGUUCUACGUCGAAGAUGAGGAGGUUGAUUUUGAGAAGCUGAUCAAUGCGCCUUUGCCAAAGGUUCCCCGCGAAGUCUCCUUCACUGCCCACUGGCUGGCUGUUGAAGGUGUGCAGCCGUCGAUCCCUCAGAACCCAACCGCUGCCGAUUCUCGCAACCUCGAACUGGUCUCGAAAGGCCCGAACGCCAACUCCACACUGGCCGCAAUUAGUGGCACAGGCGACGUGGCUGUCAAGCCACUGGUCAAGCAUGUGCUUUCAAGGGAACUCCAGCUCUACUUUGAGAAGGUCUGCAGCGCAUUCUUGCACGAAACAAGUGAGGAUUACCGCACCUCCGGGUAUUCCAGCCUCCGGGAGGACCCAGGUCUGCACCAGCUGGUGCCAUACUUUGUCCAAUUCAUUGCCGAGAAGGUCACACACAGUCUCAAGAAUAUUUUCGUUCUCACCCAGGUGAUGCACAUGGCUGAGGCGCUGGUCCAGAACCAGUCACUUUACGUGGACCCUUACAUCGCAUCCCUCGUACCAUCCAUUCUUACCUGCCUCAUCGGCCGACAGCUUGGUGGACCUGCAGAUCUCGUUGAGUCCUUCGCUCUGCGCGAUAUGGCCGCCUCUCUCCUAAGUCUCAUUGCCAAAAAGUACUCCCAUUCGUCUCACAUGCUCAAGCCUCGACUCGUACGCUCCUGUCUCAAGGCCUUCCUCGACCCUUCAAAGCCAUUCGGUGCUCACUAUGGUGCCGUCAUUGGACUCCAGUCUAUCGGUGGUGCUGAAGUAAUCCGAGUACUCGUCAUUCCUACUCUGCACGAAUACACCAAACUACUCAGCGAUGGCUUGGACGACGCCGCCCGUCGCCCAGCUGCGGAGCGUGUCCUGAAUGCACUUAUGGCUGUGUUGGCCUCGCUGCGUGGUAGCCAACCAUUUUUGACCAAUGGUCAUACUGUCACAGACGAUCUCCGCGCUAAGUUAACUGAGAAGGUCGGCGAUAUCAUUGCGGCAAAGAUCGUGGAGGCUGGUGAGGUACAACUAGCACAUAUCAUUGUGGAAGCAUGA